CCGUCAGCGCGGGGAGGGGCGGGGGCCCGCGGGGCAGCGCGGCGGGACCGGGAGCGGCGGGACCGGGACGGGGAGCGGGAGUGGCGGGAGCGGGACCGGCACCGGGAGCGGCGGUGGCGGCGGGGGCCGCGCCGCGCCAUGGCCCAGCAGCAGAUGAGCAGCUCGCAGAAGGCGCUGAUGCUGGAGCUGAAGUCGCUGCAGGAGGAGCCGGUGGAGGGCUUCCGCAUCACCCUGGUGGACGAGUCCGACCUCUACAACUGGGAGGUGGCGAUUUUCGGGCCCCCGAACACCCUCUACGAGGGCGGGUACUUCAAGGCUCACAUUAAAUUUCCUAUUGACUAUCCAUAUUCACCACCUACCUUCAGAUUCCUGACCAAAAUGUGGCACCCCAACAUUUAUGAGAAUGGAGAUGUAUGUAUUUCAAUUCUUCACCCACCUGUAGAUGACCCACAAAGUGGAGAGCUGCCAUCCGAGAGGUGGAACCCUACCCAAAACGUCAGGACUAUCUUAUUGAGCGUAAUCUCUUUGCUUAAUGAGCCCAACACAUUCUCUCCUGCUAAUGUGGAUGCAUCAGUCAUGUUCAGGAAAUGGAGGGACAGUAAAGGAAAAGACAAGGAGUACGCUGAAAUCAUAAGGAAACAGGUUCUGGCUACCAAAGCCGAGGCAGAGAAGGAUGGUGUGAAGGUCCCCACUACGCUGGCAGAGUACUGCAUCAAAACUAAAGUGCCUUCCAAUGACAACAGUUCAGAUUUGCUUUAUGACGACUUGUACGACGACGACAUUGAUGAUGAAGAUGAGGAGGAGGAGGAUGCCGACUGUUACGAUGACGAUGAUUCUGGCAAUGAGGAGUCGUGACCUGCUCCCUCUAUGCCCCUGUACUGCCCUGCCGACUCAGGCCAGAAGGGAGCAGUGGUAACCUAGCAGCAGUCCAGCAAAAAAGUGUGGGGGGGGGAUCAAAAAAAAACUUUUUGUCUCCUGCUGUCUCCUGUUGUAUGGAUCUGUUCGCUCCUUUUUUAUGGACCUCUUAGAGACCCUCCACAGAAUGUCUGAAUUCUUGCAUUCUUAACCCUUUCAUCACUGUAUUACGAUUUCUUUUUAAAAAAGAAACUCCCCUUUUCACUUCUACGAAACGCUCACAGCGAAACAGGUUUGCUCGCGUUUAGAUUCUUGAAUUAAAUACAGUCUUGCAUUGAGGUGUUUAUUGUAUUUAAAGCUGGAACAAAUCCAUUGGAAGCUGGGUUUUCAGGAGCUCAAGUGCUGCAUUUACUGGGAAGAAAAAAAAUCCACACAAAGCAAAUUGCCAAGGUUUAGCUGCUCCAUUUAAAAUAAUAGCGUGUGUACAUUCGUUUAGCUUUGUGGUGGUGGCUUUUCCUUUAUAAGGUGUGGGGCGGAGAGUGUAAAGCUAAUGUGUGUUGAGCUUGAUGGGAUGUUACUGAAAGGUACAGUAUUCCUUUUCAGCCUACUCAAGUUAGGAAAUAGCUGGCCCCUGGAGCCCCAGAGGGCACAGCUAGCUUUGUCGCUGAAAAAGGCUUGUGAUAUGAACCCUAAAAUAAACACUUAACACUUCAUGUCUGUACAACUGACCCCUGGGUUGCUAUUUAUUUUUUUUUUUUCAGACUAAGUUGAGGUUCAAAAAGUUCAGUUUAGCCAUGCUGCUGAAAUCUGCCGCAUGCUGCCCCUCUCCAGCAGGCCAGCAUUCCUCCUGAGCUGCUGUUUGGCAGUGGGAGAGUCCAAUGGCCUCCUGCCCCAGUGCUCAAUUCCUGCAGCCCAAAUCCAGUACUGGCUUGAGCCCUCUUUCUGUUGGUUUUGUAGGUCACACACUGGUAAAUGCAGCUCUGCUGCAGCCCUCUGGGCUCUGCAGGGUUGGCAAAAGUCAAAGCUGCCUUUGGUGCUUACCGGGGGUGGCCAGGCUGACCCUGUGCCCACAGUGGCUGCUGUGGCUGGGGCAGAGGGGGGAUGUAUGUGAGCCCUGCCUGGCUGGGGCAUGGCUGAGUGUGUGCAGCCCCCCAGGAGGGGGGUACUCAGUGCUUUCAGGAUGGCAGAGAAGGCCAGGGGCAAGGUUUGACAGGCUGUUGAGCAGCAUGCUUCAGCCAGUGCACUGAGCUUACCCUCCUGCAUGUUUUUGGCAGCUCUUGGCAGAGCUUAGGGCCUUCCCUUGUGGGCAGGGGGGAUCCUGCAUGCUUGUCUCUGCAGAACCUUCUUUCUCAGUCCCUCAGUACCCUCACCCUGUUGCAGUGUGCUCUUGUUCAGCUGUGGUGCAGUGGCCCAAAUUCAUCUUUCGCAUGAUCCCUUGAUCAGCAGCCAGCCCAGCCCUCCUGUGCUGAGCCCUGGCACCUCCAACAGGAGCAGAUCUGAGGCGCUGGCCCUGCUUGGGCAAGGCCCGCCCCUGCCAGAGGGUACAGAGGCAGUUACCCUGGAAAGAGCUGUGGGCUUGGGCAUUUCUUCAUGCCUCCCCUUCAUAUAUCUCAGGGCUUUCAAUGGUACGUCACCAGCUGUGGUCCCUUGAGGGGUACUUGGUGGGAGUAAAAUUUGUUCUGUGAUCAGGUCUGUGUCUGUGUCCUGGGGCGAGAAGUGGGAUAAGACUGAGCAAGCUUGAACUGUGCUGCCUGGAGGGAGAGGAGGGGAAGGCAGCCCUUGGGACAGGGAGGAAGGCUGGUGGGGCUCUGAAGUGAGCAAGGCAGAUGUGUUUUCAAAAUGUUGCUUGGCUGGGAUUUGCUGGAGCAGGGCCAAUCCCUGCUCCUCUGCCCCAGGGUGUGCUGAUGCUGCAUCCCUCUGCCCCCGGCAGAGUAAAGGCAGCCCAAGUGGUGAUACCUUGUCCCCCAGAGCUCCCUGCACUGGUCUGCCCUCCUGCUUGCAUGUUACCUGGGGAGGCAGCUGGACCCCGCCUGAACUGUCCUGCAUGGGCUGCUUCAGCUCGCCCUUCCAGCAAGGACUGACUCAGCCCCUGGCAGCGGGGCUCCCCUGCGCCUAGUGAUGGCGUGGGGCACCCUGCAGCGUCACUCCAGCCCUGGGAGGGCAGUGCCCUAAGGUGGCACAUGGGUCCCUGGGCCUGGGGCUGCGGGACUGGUCUUGGGGCUGCACCAGGACAAGGGCACCAACCCACAGCUUUCAGGGGGCUGUUGGGGGGCGGGGGCUUGAGGAGUAGCAACAUGGCAAUGCUGGCUGUGCUGAUGAGUUGGUUUGAAACGAGGAUACUGCAUCUUUCAGGAUUUCCCUUGUACUUUUGACCGUCUUCACUGUAUACUCUCCAGUGACUUGUACUUUCAAGCUUGAUGUUGUAAGAUGCAUUAUCAUGACUUUUCUGUUACCCUUUUUUAAAGACAAAAGCACCCUAUUUUGAGAGCUCCUACAGUAACCAGACUAAUUUCUCUUCCCCACUGUCCUGUGCAGUGUCAUUGCUUGUUGACUUGCUGGUUUCCUUUUUUUUUUUGAGCUACAAACUGAAGGUAUAAGGGUUUUUUGAAACUAUUUAAGAUAUUGCAGGAAAAUGUUUACCUGAUCUGGGUAUUCUGGAUUUUUUUCUUAACCUUUUUCUCCUGUCUCAGCCAAUAUUAGCGUUUACAUUUGCAACGACACACCCCCUUCCAAUGCAGUUUUCAACCAUUCUGAAACCAGCAGGGUACACUAGAUUUCUUAGUAGUUUUCUUAGCUGAAAUCCCAGAUGUUUUCCUUUUUUUCUUCAGUAUAAUUUACCAGAAAGAAUUAACUGAUGCAUUUUUGUGUUGUCUUCCCCUUCAGUAGUUAUAUUUUGUCUUUUCUGCACAUCUGUCUACUAAUAAAAAAUGUGAAAUGAAAA
Molecule: messenger RNA, 3796 nt
Organism: Phalacrocorax carbo (great cormorant)
Lineage: Eukaryota; Metazoa; Chordata; Aves; Suliformes; Phalacrocoracidae
Source: RefSeq, a predicted model, not a curated record